This is a messenger RNA of Caenorhabditis auriculariae, 1602 nucleotides long. The record is from the annotation of a GenBank genome assembly. Lineage: Eukaryota; Metazoa; Nematoda; Chromadorea; Rhabditida; Rhabditidae.
AUGAUUGAAGGUUUUUGUUGGGUCAAAAAAAAGACUGAACAGAGAUAAAUUUUUUGAGGUUCUUUUCCGCAUAACGAAGUGUCAAGAUAUGCCGCUUUAUCUGUCGCUUUUUUUCUGCUAAAUGACCUGGAGAACCAGAAAAGUUACAUUGCUAAAAAGACGGUCGCAACUGGAAAAUCGAUUUCAACGAGUCUUUCUUCAUCUGGUAAAUAUAUACAUGAAACUUCGAAUUUUUUUUUAAUUUUCGAAUAAAAAAGUGCAGUUUUUGGUUAGGUUUUUUGAACUUGCUGAUUUUCAGAAUUUUGUGAAGGAUAUGGGAGAAAUGAAAUCCCGGUUGCUGUAAAAGUAUCUCCCAAGUCCAAAAAGCGGUCGAAAUUGGACGCGGACAUUAAGGAACCUCGAAAAUUGCGUUCGCGUGCUUGUAAAGGAGCUCUUGUCCAAUAUUUCCCACUUCCGACGAAGGUUUCUCAGAAAAGAGAGAGUGUACGGACUGUAAUUGUUUUUCAGACUGUUGAAAGUCUCACUAAAUUGGUUCUUGUUGUGCAGCGAAAUAAGAAAACGACCUGGCGCGAUGAACAAAAACUUCAACUGGAUAUUAUGCAGUAAGUUCACUUUCAUCUACCGUAAGAAUGUAAUUAUUUGUUAACUUUGAAAAUCUAUUUUCAGACGAGUGAUCUUCGAUAAAAUAGGACGUUUCGAAGCUGUUUCGCACGUUCGUGAGAACUGGAGCCUCAUCGGGGCACACUGUGCUCUCAGUGCUGUGAGUCUGGUGCUGUAUUCUCGUCGAACAGAUCCAUUCAAAGGGUAGGAAGUGAUGAAAUUUGUUUCCAGCCGCGAAAUAAGGCCAAUCACGAGUUAAUACUCAGUUAUACUGUGAACUCGGCCAAACUAUUUGAAGUCCUUCUUGUGAAAGGAGUUGCGGUAUCCUGUCUCUAUUUUUUAUUUUCAAAAUUUUCCUUCUAGGAAAUUUCAACAUAUCCUUCGCAAGUCGUUUACCACAUAAUUGGGAAGUUUCUACUGAAAAUGAAACCUUUUUCGUUCACUUCCAAGCCUUGGAACCAAGCCAAAGAGGUUCUCUUUUCCUUUUUGGACAGAAAUCAUUCUCUCAAGGUUCUUCAAACGUUGCUCUCUACUUUGACGAUUCAAGCUGUCCACUAUAGUCUCGUCGCAACAUUGUCCGAUAUACAGCGAAAGUUAGUUUUAUUAGUCAAACUUUUCAGUGAGAAAAAUGCGAAUCUUCUGUAGUUCAGAAAAUCAUUUGCAGUUGUAUGUCGAAAUUUUUAUAUCUUCAAAAUUCCAAAAGCGCAUGAAAAUAUUCGGAAAAAAGUAUUUUAAGAAUUCACUUCAAAGUCGCGACGCGUUAAGUUAUUUUUUUUUAAGCUGCGUCUUUUAAAAAUAUUAACUCUUAAAUGUUUUCAUUUGUUCGGUUCGUGCACGUUUUCUUGGUUUUGAAGGCUCAUCAGGGUUUGGGCAACGCGACAAACUCAGAAAGACGACAAGUUUUUGAACUACGCCAUCGGACAGCUGUGCGACUUCAUCGCGAUUUCUCAUCGCCGUUUGAGCCAGAUUGAGAAUUCAAAUCGUUUUGGACUAUCUUUUUGA